Molecule: messenger RNA, 1722 nt
Organism: Theobroma umbraticum
Lineage: Eukaryota; Viridiplantae; Streptophyta; Magnoliopsida; Malvales; Malvaceae
Product: putative carboxylesterase 11
Molecular function (GO): hydrolase activity
Source: RefSeq, a predicted model, not a curated record
UUACAGGAAGCAGCAUUUUUCGAAGCUUCUGCUCUGACUACAAGCCAGGGCAGCCACCAAAAAAUCCUAGACCCGUCUGCAAGGUUUCAAGAAAUUGAAUCCGUCUACCUCCCAAGGGUCAUCACUGACGUCUACACAAUCCCACAAGUCUUGAACUCCACCCUCCUUCAACGGUUUUCUUGUUUCGUAAAAACAUGCCAAGCUUAACGGUGAAACUCAGUAGCAUCUUCUUCAAGUUUCAGCAAAGACACAAGCUAAAUAAUCUAACACAAGCUCCUCUUCACAAUGUUGAUCCUUUUGGCAUAACUUCACGUCAUGAGGAACCGACCAUCCCCAGCAACCCUUCUUUCAAUGAUGGAGUUGCCACCAAGGACAUCCACAUCGAUCCCUACUCAUCGCUUUGCGUCCGCAUAUUCCUUCCAGAAACGGUUGUUAACUCAAACGAGGACAACGACAACAAAGAUGUUAAUUUUGUUUACAGAGGUUACUGUCCUCGGACAGGAAAAAAACACAAGAAACUACCGGUGAUGUUACAGUUCCACGGCGGGGCUUUUGUUGGUGGAAGCAAUGAUAGUGUGGGGAAUGAUGUGUUUUGUAGGAGGAUUGCCAAGCUUUGUGAUGUGAUCGUGGUUGCGGUUGGCUACAGGCUGGCACCAGAGAGUAGGUACCCGGCGGCGUUUGAGGAUGGUUUGAAGGUGUUGAAUUGGUUAGGGAAGCAGGCGAAUUUGGCAGGGUGUGGGAGAUGGAUUGGGAAUGGGAGAAGAAAAAUAGAUGCUCAUGUUUUUGAUGGAUUUGGUGCGUCUAUGGUUGAGCCUUGGUUGGCUGCUCAUGGAGAUCCCUCAAGGUGUGUACUACUUGGGGCAAGCUGUGGUGCAAACAUAGCAGACUAUCUGGCUCGGAAGGCUGUUGAGGCUGGAAAGCUCUUGGAUCCUGUCAAGGUGGUGGCACAAGUCUUGAUGUAUCCAUUUUUCAUUGGGAGCAAUCCCACAAAUUCUGAAAUUAAACUGGCAAACUCCUACUUCUAUGACAAGUCUAUGUGCAUGCUGGCGUGGAAACUUUUUCUGCCAGAGGAAAACUUCGACCUAGAUCAUCCAGCUGGCAACCCUUUAAUCCCAGGGAGAGAGCCUCCACUGAAAUUCAUGCCCCCAACACUGACAGUUGUGGCCGAGAAAGACUGGAUGAGGGAUCGGGCAAUUGCUUACUCUGAAGAACUUCGAAAAGUUAAGAUAGACGCUCCCCUUCUUGAAUACAAGGAUGCUAUUCAUGAAUUUGCCACACUUAAUGUGCUCCUCCAGACGCCACAAGCACAAGCAUGUGCAGAAGAUAUUGCUAUAUGGGUCAAGAAGUAUAUAUCACAUAGAGGCCAUGAGUUUUCUUAUUGAUAGAUCAAAAAUGAAGAGAAACAAGUUAAGGGUGAAAAAAUAGCAUCAGAGCAAAAGAGUCAGUAAUUUUGUAUCAGGAGGAAUAGAGUUUCAGGUUAAGUCUGCGGAAUCGUUUAUUCAGUAGCCUAUCAGGGUGAGGGGCUUGUCCUCUUUUUGUACAAAUGAGGUGUUUGUCUAAUUCCUUAGGUUUUCAGAUGCAAUCUCUUCCUCGUUACAGUUCACUAGGAAUAUUCAUUUGUUCAUAUUCUUUACCUCAAUAGUGAGAUGUCUAAUACUAUAUGUGAGAAUAAACUAAAUGAGAUCAUUAUUUGUUAGAAAAUAGUGUAUUUCAUAAGGAUUA